AUGACAAAAUUUAUGAGCGAAAUAAACAUUUUAUUCAUCUUAAAGAUGAAAGCACUCAGCUUAUAUCUGACAGUUGUGUUCGACAAUCAAAUGCAUAAGCAAAGGCAGAAAUUCCAAAAAUAUACAAAAGACUCAUGUUUAAGCACUGCUUGUCUCAUCUACACCAAACCUGUUUUUAACAACAAUUCAUCGUACACUAUGGAAAUGGUUUCUUGUGAGGAAAAAUUACUUCAAAUCGUGAUGAAAAUUCUUCGCUUUGAAUUGACGAUGUUAAUAAAUUUUCUUCUUCCUGCCAUGUCCAUGACUUGA
This is a messenger RNA of Clunio marinus, 309 nucleotides long. Lineage: Eukaryota; Metazoa; Arthropoda; Insecta; Diptera; Chironomidae. The record is from the annotation of a GenBank genome assembly.